Alternaria ethzedia is the source of this 702-nucleotide messenger RNA. RefSeq lists its product as uncharacterized. NCBI's taxonomy places the organism in Eukaryota, Fungi, Ascomycota, Dothideomycetes, Pleosporales, Pleosporaceae. The record is from RefSeq and is a predicted model, not a curated record. Bases 1 to 702 code for a protein of 233 amino acids. The transcript is spliced from 2 exons.
AUGUCAUACUACGAUAGCGAUCUCAAAGCCGUACUCGCGCAGUUUCACAGCCAAUCAGACACCGACACGCGCAAGGACAUACUCAAGAAACUCAGCAAUAACCAGCUGUCGCGUGUAGUCAUCCAAGGCGUGAAAUGCGAGUUCGAAAGAGAAGGAUUAGAGGAAAUUGCGCUAGCCAUGCUCGAUGUCAUCUCCAGGGAUCCGCACUCGAACCUUGCGCAUAAUGUACAUGAAGAGAAUGGAGUCGCGGUGAAGCAUGAAGAAGCCGAUGGGGAGUGUGAGGUCGUGAUCAAGAUGGAAGAGCUAGAGGACGACGACGGGGUCACCAUGAUUAAAUCCGAGUCACAUGACAACGAGCUUGCCCCAGACCCGGGCCCGUCAACGAUAGCAUCAGUGUCCAUCAAUCCGAACCCCAAACGAGGCCGAGGAGCGCAAGAUCACCCCGGUACUUUCAAGGAGCGGCCAACGCAUGCAGAGGGAACUGAAUCAGCGUCCAGAGGUUCUAUGCCCAAGUUUUACCCUCGUGGUUACGGUCAGAUCGGCUACUUGGAGAGGACGCGCAAUCGAGGUGCUGCACGAGGUCCAAUGCACGAAUUUUACCCUCGUGGUCAUGGUCAAGCUGCCUACUUGGAGAGGUUUAGCAAUAGAGAUGCUGCUCAGGCCCGCUAUCCCUUCUUAAACAGGCCUCGCUGGCGUGUAUGA